Hydractinia symbiolongicarpus is the source of this 835-nucleotide messenger RNA. RefSeq names its product putative gastrointestinal growth factor xP4. The record is from RefSeq and is a predicted model, not a curated record. Lineage: Eukaryota; Metazoa; Cnidaria; Hydrozoa; Anthoathecata; Hydractiniidae. The transcript has 7 exons. Bases 29 to 739 code for a protein of 236 amino acids.
GCGCACCGACGAAAUAAGAGCCGGAAUCAUGAGGAAAUAUCAGAUUUACGUGAUUUGUUUUGUUGUUUUGGCUUUUGCCGCUGCCACAGCUACAAGAGUUUGCAGCAACAGAAAUAUCUUGUGCUCUGUGGUUAGAUCAACUAGUUGUUCAAAGAAAAUCGUUUCCAGUCAUUGCCCAAGGCUUUGCAACACAUGUGGAGCAAAAUGUCGAAACAUAAAGGCGUCAAUGCGCGUUGAUUGUGGCUACCAUGGAAUUAGUCCGUUGGAUUGCUUGAGAAAGGGAUGUUGUUAUGGCGAAUUAAAGGUGGCUGGCCCGUGGUGUUAUCAUCGAAAAGCAAACUGUCCCAUGAUUGAAGCAAACAAACGUGACGAUUGUGGUUACCCUGGGAUAAGCAAAUCAGAUUGCGUCAAAAAAGGAUGCUGUUACAACGCGAUCAAGGAAAAGGGACCGUGGUGUUAUUACAGGCAAGAAAAAUGCCGGAAAAUAGCAGCAACAAGACGUCAUGAUUGUGGUUAUCCAGGCAUAACGAAGCGGGCAUGCGAGAAGAAAGGCUGUUGUUAUAGUGAAUUGCUAAACCAAAGUGGACCGUGGUGCUACCACCGCCUAGAAAAAUGUCUGCGCAAAGCAACAGAACGUGACGACUGCGGCUAUCCUGGUAUAACAGAAUUCGAAUGCAUGAAAAGAGGUUGCUGCUAUAAUUCAUUGCCCGGUCGUGGGCCAUGGUGUUAUUACCGAUGAGAUACGAGGACCUUCGGAAGAUUAUAUGCGAACUUUAGUGUACUCAUUGUUGUAAAAAUAUGUUGUCAAAUAAAUACCUCUAAUAUAUGAACUUUU